ACGGGUGCUCGCGAAUGCUUUUGGACUGGAGUCUCCUUUGCACACGCGCACAAUAGAAAACAGAAUCCCAUGGAGAGUUUAUCUGACGACAGGAGGAAUACAGAGGCCGACUGAAGCCGUGUGAAUGCAAAUGGAAGAAGUCAUAGGAGUUGGCAGCAGAGGAGCAGCGGCUGUUUCGGAAGAGCUAGGCAUGAUCUCUUUGAGCCGCUCCUAGGUUAUGGUUUUACUUUUGUUUUAGAUUUUUUUAAACCGUGUGGGUUUUUCUACUGUUGUUGUGAACUUUUUACUUGUUUUUAGGGGACGAUUGCUUUAGGCCUUUUAUGUAGGUAAAUGAUACACAGUGGCCCUGUGUUAUGGCGGUAUAUUAUUUACUUUAUAGACUACACUGACAACGCUCAAACCUAGGUCAGGCCACCCCGACGGAUACCGACUCGUAAGUUUCUGUAUCGAAACUACCCAACGACCCAACCCUCCAAUCGUGUCUGGUGCAAGCGGUUAGUCUCUUCACUCUCGUCGUUUUUGGGCUGAUAAACUGUCCGCUUCAGGGUCUGGGCUAACAUUUAUGAUUGUAAUGAACCCCCUACCUCUGUCACAGAACGUAUAAAGUGAUAUGUGAGCGGAUUGUAGGUGUGUGAACAAGCAGUAUCAGCGUUAUUACAUAGUAGCGAAGGUUCUUCUGUGGCUUUGGUUCACGGCUACUUCCUGGUACAACAGAGAGAGGCAGUGCUGAGUUAAAGAGACCGAAUAGACAUUUAGAUAGAAAAAUACUGAGAAGAGGGAAGGAACGAGAUAGGAACAUUUGGCCUUUUUCCAGAAUUUGAAAAUCUCCAUUCUCUAGUGCAUUUAUAUUGUGUUGUCUCAACAUUUCGAGGUGUUUGAAGGGACGAAUCAAGAAUUCGUUUGGAUGACUCGGAUGCCGAAGGAAGGUCCGGCUGGUUGCGGCUAAAAAGGAAUCGUUGCGGGCAGAACACAGCCCUCCCAACGCCGCGGAGAAUCGUCGCACAGAUUUUCUUUCGCACCAUUGUUUUUUUAUUAUCACAUCUAAGGCUAUUAAUUCGUAUUUUUGAUAGACGAGGUAGGUUAACGGAAGAUGGGUUGUUUGGGCAACAGCAAGACUGAAGAUCAACGCAUCGACGAAAAGGCACAACGAGAGGCGAAUAAAAAAAUUGAAAAACAAUUGCAAAAAGAAAGACAAGCGUAUAAAGCGACGCACAGGCUUUUAUUAUUGGGUGCUGGCGAGUCCGGGAAAAGCACUAUUGUAAAGCAGAUGAGGAUUCUACACGUCAAUGGUUUCAACGCAGAGGAGAAGAAACAGAAAAUCCAGGAUAUUCGGAAAAACGUGAAGGAUGCCAUAGUGACUAUAGUGUCGGCCAUGAGCACCUUGAUACCUCCGGUCAGCCUAGCCAACCCCGAAGAUCACUUCAGGAUGGAGUACAUCAAAAGCAUAGCGCCUCUCUCGGACUUUGACUACUCACAGGAGUUCUUCGACCAUGCGAAAAAGCUGUGGGAUGAUGAGGGAGUCAAGGCAUGCUUCGAAAGAUCCAACGAGUACCAGCUUAUCGACUGUGCACAAUAUUUCCUUGACAGAAUCGACUCGGUAAGACAAGCAGACUACACGCCUACCGACCAGGACCUGCUCCGGUGCAGAGUGUUGACUUCAGGGAUAUUUGAGACCAGAUUCCAAGUAGACAAAGUGAACUUUCAUAUGUUUGAUGUGGGCGGUCAGCGAGACGAAAGGAGAAAAUGGAUCCAAUGCUUUAAUGAUGUGACUGCCAUCAUCUUUGUGGUUGCUAGCAGCAGUUAUAACAUGGUGAUCCGAGAAGACAACAACACCAACAGACUCCGGGAAGCCCUGGACCUCUUCCGCAGUAUCUGGAAUAACAGAUGGUUACGUACCAUAUCGGUCAUAUUGUUUCUGAACAAGCAGGACAUGUUGGCUGAGAAGGUACUAGCUGGGAAAUCUAAAAUUGAAGACUACUUCCCUGAAUAUGCUCGCUACACCAUACCAAAUGAAGCAACUCCUGAACCUGGCGAAGACCCCAAAGUGACAAGAGCUAAGUUUUUCAUCCGAGACGAGUUCCUGCGGAUCAGCACCGCGAGUGGCGAUGGCCGACAUUACUGCUAUCCUCACUUCACCUGUGCCGUGGACACGGAGAACAUCCGGCGCGUCUUCAACGACUGUCGUGACAUCAUCCAGAGGAUGCACCUACGACAGUAUGAACUCUUGUGAUGUGAUGGACUGUCAGGACAUCAUCCAGAGGAUGCACCUACGACAGUAUGAACUCUUGUGAUGUGAUGGACUGUCAGGACAUCAUCCAGAGGAUGCACCUACGACAGUAUGAACUCUUGUGAUGUGAUGGACUGUCAGGACAUCAUCCAGAGGAUGCACCUACGACAGUAUGAACUCUUGUGAUGUGAUGGACUGUCGGCCGCGCACACAAACACGCAAAACACACACAGCUCCAUCAAGCCUUUGGGGUUUUAGUCAAACGUUCUGCAUCUUCGACCCAAACUUCUUCAAACCUGAUCCCUAUGCCCGGCCCCUGAAACACGGCCCCGCCCUCCUCGUCCCCGCCCCCCACGGCCCCGCCCCCCACGGAC
This is a messenger RNA of Esox lucius (northern pike), 2601 nucleotides long. Its product is annotated as guanine nucleotide-binding protein G(olf) subunit alpha. Gene Ontology annotation, cellular component: heterotrimeric G-protein complex. Gene Ontology annotation, biological process: adenylate cyclase-modulating G protein-coupled receptor signaling pathway. The coding region runs from base 1091 to 2230 and encodes 379 amino acids. Gene Ontology annotation, molecular function: G-protein beta/gamma-subunit complex binding; GTP binding; GTPase activity. Lineage: Eukaryota; Metazoa; Chordata; Actinopteri; Esociformes; Esocidae. The transcript has 11 exons. The record is from RefSeq and is a predicted model, not a curated record.